AUGACUCUAUUCAAUAAUGCUAUAACAGCGUGCACAUCUCGAUUGUUGAGUAUGAAAACUAUGGGGGUAUCUUCUUUUGGAAUGGUAUUUUGCAGAACGCUGAUGAAGACUCAUAGGGGUGCUUUAAAAAGAUGGCGUCAAACUAGUACUGGUUUCAAGAGGGGUAUUGCAGGUAGAAAGCAUGGUAAUAUUGGGUGGUCACAUCGGUCUUUAAAAAGUCUUACAGGUAGAACUGAUGCUCAUCCUACACAAAUGAAACGUUUGAGAAGGCUAAUGCCUUAUAAAUAA
This is a messenger RNA of Nakaseomyces glabratus, 288 nucleotides long. RefSeq names its product mitochondrial 54S ribosomal protein bL35m MRP35 (gene MRP35). The record is from RefSeq and is a predicted model, not a curated record. Gene Ontology annotation, cellular component: ribosome. Gene Ontology annotation, biological process: translation. Lineage: Eukaryota; Fungi; Ascomycota; Saccharomycetes; Saccharomycetales; Saccharomycetaceae. Gene Ontology annotation, molecular function: structural constituent of ribosome.